This is a messenger RNA of Panicum virgatum (switchgrass), 813 nucleotides long. RefSeq names its product neural Wiskott-Aldrich syndrome protein-like. The record is from RefSeq and is a predicted model, not a curated record. The coding region runs from base 1 to 813 and encodes 270 amino acids. Lineage: Eukaryota; Viridiplantae; Streptophyta; Magnoliopsida; Poales; Poaceae. The transcript has a single exon.
AUGGGGGCUUGGAUCCCCUUCUUUGGGCCUCCUGCUGCUCCGCAGGGGGGAGCGGGGCCGGCCGGGGGAGCGGGCCUCCUCCCGCAGCCGCCGCCACUUUUUGGGCCAGCUCCACCACCUGCCCCACCUGCGCCAGCCCAAGCCGACCCCCUCCACCCUGCUGCCUUCUUUGGUGCCGCUAUCCUUUGCUUUGGGUUCGUGAACGCCUACCCCAUGCCGCGGCUCCCUGCUUUCCCGAUCAUCCUACGCCUGGCCGCCACUGCCGCUUCACCGGCGCCACGCGCCCUCUCUGCGACGCCUGCGCUCCUGCUCACCUGGCACCAGGACACCACCACACCACCUGCGCCGCCCCCAUCCCCUGCGACCUCGCACCGCUCUACUACCUACUGCUCGCUGCAUGCACCGCCUCCACCUGCAGUGCCACCGCCUUCGCCCACCCUGCCAUCACUGCCCCCGCGUGUUGUUGCUAAAAGGCGCACUCGCAUAGCAAAGGAUACCCAGGUGGUGGGAACGAGGAACAGUUCCCGCCUAGCCGCCAAAACCAACGGGGCAUUCGUCCACUCCACCGCCAAGGCCACCCAACUGAAGGCCCUCAAGGAAAGCUUGGCCAUGUGCUCCAAGCCUGUGAAAACGCACGUCGCUAAGAAGAAUCUCAUGCACAAGACCAAGCAACCCAUUGGUGCUGCCGACCUCAAGAAGCUGGCUGAGGCUGUUGGGCUGGGCGCAGCUUCUGCGCGUGCUCUUGACAGUGUUCUUGCGGUCACCCACGAGACUGCUGCUGCUCUCGACAAGGCGCUCCACUAUGCCACAUGA